UGCAUUCACCAUUUCGCCUAGAUGGGGGGCGGGGUCGAGGGGACAGCCAGCAAACGCCGUCCAAACUGCAAAGGAUGCAUGCUGGGAAAGGUUUCUUGGACUACCAAAGGAUUUUGAAACUGUGGAUUCUGCUCAUGCCAAUGAGGAGACUAGGACUCUUCCUCCCUUCUUUGGCGUUUGCAUUGCUGAACAUUCAACAGGCCAGCUCCUAUGGCUUCAGGAACUGCAUCCAGACCAUGGGAGACCCAGGGUACUUCAAAUGCAUGCACCGCUUUCUGAAUUCAAUCUCCAGUGCUGUGGGUGACCUCCCCAACAACACGAAGGUGGUCAACGCGUCCCACAAUUCCAUCCAGUCCUUGCCUUGUGGCAGCUUUCAACGCCUGCCAGAGUUGCGAAUCCUGCAACUCAGCUACAACAAAAUACAGAGCAUAGAAGGUGGAGCUUUUGAAAAUCUCACGGCCUUAGAGACGCUCAACCUCUCCUCCAACUGUCUCAGAAAUGUCUCCAAAGAUGCGUUCUAUGGUUUGGCUGGCCUCACCCACCUCCUCUUACACAAUAACCAGCUGAAAACAAUACAUCCAGAUACGUUUGGUCCAUUACAGAACCUUCGGCAGUUGGAGCUCCAGUUUAACCUUCUGGAGAACUUUGAUGAAGUCCUUCAGGGCCUUCAGAAUCUAAGGUGGCUGGAAAAUCUGAAUUUGUGCAACAAUCACUUGACCUCCCUAAAGUCCGAAGGGUGGCUUCCCGAGUCCCUCUCUGUUCUCCUACUUUGUAACAAUUCCCUGAGUGAGAUGGACGUGAAUGGUUCUGGAUUCCUGAGGAAUGUGAAAACGCUGGACCUUUCCUACAAUAAGAUCUCCAAUGCCUCUUCCUUCGCUGUGGUCAGGCUCCGGAAUGUUAGCACUCUGAAGCUGAUGGGAAAUGGAAUAGACGUUUUCCAGCUCUUGAAUGUUUCUGACCUUUGGCCUCCUAGCUUGGACUAUUCCGGGCUCCACCUGAGUAACUCUUCACAAUUGAAAAAGAUCUGCCAGCAACUCAGGAAAUCUAACUUUUCCCUACGUAUGCAGAGCAACGGCCUCAGGAACCUGAGCAGAAAUGUCUUCUAUUCUUGCCCACCUGUUGAGCUCCUGGAUCUCUCAAGGAACCGCCUCAAGACAGUGGGAUGUGUAGUGCAACUGUUCAACAAGACAGUACCUCUGAAGACCCUGAUUGUUGAGCACAACCUAUUAAACAAACUGAGGCCCUGCAGCCGUACCAAAAUCAUCUUUCAAGAGCUAAGGAAUAUCUCCUUUCGCUUCAACCGCAUCCUCUUGGUCAGUUCUCACGCUUUCGGCUAUGCACCUAAUUUGGACAGACUCCAUCUCAACAUCAACAACAUUGCCUACCUGGACAGAAGGGCCUUAGCAGGUCUCAACAAACUCUGGGAACUACGCUUAGAUAACAACCUUUUAACCGAUCUCUACUACCUGACCUUUCAUAACCUGACCAAUCUCCGGACACUCAACCUCCGGAACAACCAUAUUUCUGUCCUCUUCCCCCAAGUCUUUCACAGCUUGGGGAAGCUCCGUACCUUGGACCUGGGUGGGAACAACAUCCGUAGGUUGACCAACAGGUCCUUUGAGGGGCUGAUGAGUCUCUCUAACCUUUAUUUGGAUGGCAACCGCAUUGAAUACAUUAACUCGAAAGAUUUCACUCCCGUGCAGAGCACUCUGAAAGUACUGGACUUGAAGAGCAAUAAGAUAACCUACAUUAGCAUGAAGCAGCACGGCGCGCCCCCCUUCUCAUUUCUGAGCAAGGUCCACGAUCUUAAACUUCAAGCCCAGCAACCGUACGGUCUGAAAAUCAUUCCGCCAAGGUUUUUCCAUGGUCUUACGUCCUUGCGUGACCUCUAUCUGUCAGAGAACAAGAUCCUCUCCAUUUCGCCAGAUGCCUUUGAUGAUCUAAGUCAUCUGAGAUACCUAGGCAUGGCUGACAGUAGUAACGGCAUGGGGAACCUUCCCCCUGGGAUAUUCAAAAAUCUUAGAAAGUUAACUAGCCUCAACUUGGAGAAUGCGGGCAUCCGCACAUUAACCCUGGAGGUCUUUGGAAACCUCAGUCAACUCCGGUUUCUUCAGCUAGGGAAAAACGAACUGCAAACAAUCAACAGCAGUGUGAUGAAAAACCUGACUUCGCUGAGAUACCUUGACCUCCGGAAAUGCCCACUAGCUUGCACCUGCGAGAACAUUUGGUUCCAGGAAUGGUUGAACAACGACCAGGUGCAGGUGGUUUACCUGUACAAUUACACCUGCAAUUCUGGACAGAAUUCCAGCUAUGUUUACAGUUUCGACACCCGGGUCUGCUACCAAGAUGUGGGGAAGUAUCUGUUCUUGGUCACUUUCCCCGUUCUGUUGCUUCACAUGUUACUCCCUUUACUCUACCAGCAUACGUACUGGCACCUAAAAUACCACUUAUACAUCCUGAGAGCUUGGGUCAACAACCGUUGGAGGAGGGAGGAGGGCAAGCAUUACAAAUUCGAUGCCUUUGUCUCUUACAAUUCCGCCGACGAGAAGUGGGUGUUGGAGUAUUUGGUACCCAGACUGGAGGGUGGAGAAGCUCCUGUCUUCCGACUAUGUCUUCACCAUCGGGACUUCCAUCCAGGAAAGUACAUCAUAGACAAUAUAGUGGACAGCAUCCAUAAUAGCCGACGCACCAUCUGCAUCAUUAGCCGUAAAUACCUACGAAGCGAGUGGUGCUCUAUGGAGAUCCAGCUGGCCAGCUACAGGUUGUUUGAUGAGCUGAAAGAUGUCCUGAUUCCUAUCUUUCUGGAGGAUAUUCCCAAGAAAGAGCUUUCUGUCUACCACCGGAUGCGGAAGGUGAUGCUGAAAAAGACAUACAUCAGCUGGCCAUCGGACCCUGAGGCUCAGAAGCUGUUUUGGGCUAAGCUGAGAUUGGCUCUGAAGGGCCACUCGGAUGAGGAAGAAGUCACACACUGGUUCGAUAAAGAAGGGAAACCGCUUUUGGAAUCCACUUCUAAGAUGGAUUAGGUUGAUUUUUGCUCCAAGACACUCGUGGGCAUAACCCAACGUGGGAAUGUUAAUAUUUGUAAAAGAAUGUUUACUAAUUAAGUUAAUAUUUGUAAAAGAAUACUAAUUGAUGUUUACU
Heteronotia binoei (common prickly gecko) is the source of this 3141-nucleotide messenger RNA. Its product is annotated as toll-like receptor 13. Gene Ontology annotation, biological process: toll-like receptor signaling pathway; immune response; inflammatory response. The transcript is spliced from 2 exons. Gene Ontology annotation, cellular component: membrane. The record is from RefSeq and is a predicted model, not a curated record. The coding region runs from base 75 to 3023 and encodes 982 amino acids. NCBI's taxonomy places the organism in Eukaryota, Metazoa, Chordata, Lepidosauria, Squamata, Gekkonidae. Gene Ontology annotation, molecular function: transmembrane signaling receptor activity; protein binding.